This is a messenger RNA of Trypanosoma cruzi, 1083 nucleotides long. RefSeq lists its product as uncharacterized. The record is from RefSeq and is a predicted model, not a curated record. Gene Ontology annotation, molecular function: protein binding. Lineage: Eukaryota; Euglenozoa; Kinetoplastea; Trypanosomatida; Trypanosomatidae. The transcript has a single exon. The coding region runs from base 1 to 1083 and encodes 360 amino acids.
AUGACUUUUCCCUUCUCUGCUUUUUUUGUUCCCAUUAUUUGUUUAUUUGUGAGGAAGGAACACAUGCGUCGCACCCUGAGGUUCAGAGCGGGGUUCCUGCAAAACCUGAACUCCGGCAGGAACAAUUUCUUUACAUCACUCUGGAAUAAACCGCAGACCCGGGACGAGCGCGUAAAGGAGUACGUGCCUGAGGUCCUUGCGGAAAGUUUAGAAGAGCAGCGAGCUGUGUUGGAGGAGAACACUUCCCGUGACGUUAUUGUGGAGCUGGGGCACAAGGUGCUCCGGGAAAUUGAAAACAAGAGUCCCACGCCCAGUAUAGCUCCUCAUCUGAACAAGAUUAUUCAGGAAUACGGCUCCAAGGAUCUCAUUGCUCAGAGACCACUUAGUUAUUUGUUGUACCCGAGUUCAACACUGAUUGGGGGGCAGCUGCCGAAUGAGCUGGUGGCAAACUUUUCGGACAACCUCCGGAGCCUCGUGGAGGAAGUGGAACGGAACGGGUGUUCCGCCAGACACAAAUCUGUUAAGGGAGAGAAAAAAGAUAAAGACAAAACGAAGAAGGAAGAAAAUGUCUCGCAUGAGACUAGUAGCAGCGGGGCCAACGGUGAGAAUUUGUCCUCCGCUUUAAAAUCUGGCCCUGUGGUUAUGGCAUCAAAGGAAGAGCAUGAGCCAAUGGACAUUACACUUUUCGUGAGGGUAAUUUCUGCAAUGGCCCUGGCCAACGUGCAACAUGGGGACUGGAACAACGCCGUGCGCUGUGUAGAUGUAGCCAUUGCCCAUGUUGUGGAACAGUCGCGGUUGGGAGGGCUUCUUGGUAUGAAGGCCGGCAUUUUGGUUUAUCAGAAAAAGUACGAGGAGGCGGUGGAGUGUGCAAACUUAGCCGUGGAGGCUUCGGGAAACAUUCAGGGUUAUAUUCAUGGUGCUUUUGCGUUGCGUAUCCUUAAAAGGCCCGCGGAAGCAGUGCAACUUCUUGAGAGGGGACGGGAACAGCAUCCAAUGAACACGCAACUUCUGGCGCAGAUGGAAGGAGCGCAGAAGGAUUUGGAACAUAUGGCGAAGGAUGCUAAGACGAUGAUUAGCUCUUGA